AUGCCCACUAUGACCGACAAAGAGACUGGGCUCCCAGUGGUUCCUCUGUGGAUCAACGGAGAGCUUGUCACGUCUGCAGAGGCUGGGACUUUCCCCGUAUUCUCGGCGGCGCAAAACAAGGAUGUUUACCUGGCACAGAGUGCCGAUGCAGGCCUGGCUGCGAAAGCUGCCGAGUCGGCUGAAUCAGCCUUUCAACAAUGGUCAAACACGCCUGCAGCGUCGAGACGCGACAUAAUCAAUCGAAUGAAGGACCUCCUCACGGAGAGGAAGCAAGAACUGAUCGCAGUGCAGGCGGAGGAGACCAGUUGCUCUCUCUCUUGGGCCGAGUUUAACAUCCCAUAUACGACGUCAACCUUGGCCGAAAUUGCUGCCAGGGUCACCACGGCCUGUGCAGGCGAGCUGCCUGCAAUUUCAACACAGGGAGUGAUGGGUUUCGUGUUCAAGGAAUCGAUCGGUCCAGUCUUGUUGAUCGCUCCAUGGAAUGCCGGUGUGGUUCUGGCCACCAAGAGUCUUGCAUCGAUUCUAGGGGCUGGCUGUAGUGUGGUGUUCAAAGCUUCCGAGCUUUGUCCAAGGACUCAUCAUCUAUUAGUGGAGCUCUGGAUAGAAGCUGGCGUUCCUCCAGGAGUAAUCAACGUUGUCCAGUGCCGACGCGAAGACUCUCCGGCGCUGACGGAAGCCUUGAUCUCACACAAAGCCAUCAGGAAAGUCGAAUUUAUAGGUAGUGCUUCGGUGGGAAGAAUCAUCGCAUCGCUGAGCGGCAAAUAUCUCAAACCGGUCUUGAUGGAGCUGGGAGGGAAGUGCCCGUCGAUCGUUCUCGAUGACCUUAACGAUGCGCAGCUCGAAGAAGCGGCAACCAAGACAAUAAGAUACGCUUUCAUGAAUCAUGGCCAAGUGUGCUUCUCUUGUGAGCGCAUCAUCGUCCAGAGGAAAAUCUCGGACAGAUUCAUCCAAUUGCUGAAGCAGAAAGCGCUCGAUUUCCCGCAGGCUCAAGGCGCCAACACGCGGAUCGUGAGCAAUGCGUAUAAUAUGCUGGUGGACGCCGAGGCCAAAGGUGCCAGGUUCAUUCUGGGCAAACCAGAGUAUCUGAACGAAACCACUUUGGCGCCGACGCUCCUGACCGAUGUGACCAAAGAGAUGACCAUCUAUGACGAGGAAUCUUUCGGUCCGUCUGCGACCAUUAGAAUCGUGGAAGAUGAUGACGAGGCCAUCCGAGUUGCCAACGAGACGAGCUAUGGCCUGGAUGCCUUUGUUCACACGAGAGAUCUGAAGCGUGCACUCAGCAUGGCUCGUCGCCUCGAGGUUGGAAAACUGCGCGUCAACGGCACCACACAUGAAGGCAAGUUCCAAGAUUGCACCAUAUUCCUACACUGA
This is a messenger RNA of Exophiala bonariae, 1371 nucleotides long. RefSeq lists its product as uncharacterized. Gene Ontology annotation, biological process: GABA catabolic process. The record is from RefSeq and is a predicted model, not a curated record. The transcript is spliced from 3 exons. Lineage: Eukaryota; Fungi; Ascomycota; Eurotiomycetes; Chaetothyriales; Herpotrichiellaceae. Gene Ontology annotation, molecular function: succinate-semialdehyde dehydrogenase (NAD+) activity. Bases 1 to 1371 code for a protein of 456 amino acids.